This is a messenger RNA of Anopheles funestus (African malaria mosquito), 2571 nucleotides long. RefSeq names its product CLIP domain-containing serine protease B9-like. The transcript is spliced from 4 exons. Gene Ontology annotation, biological process: proteolysis. Lineage: Eukaryota; Metazoa; Arthropoda; Insecta; Diptera; Culicidae. The record is from RefSeq and is a predicted model, not a curated record. Gene Ontology annotation, molecular function: serine-type endopeptidase activity. The coding region runs from base 865 to 2136 and encodes 423 amino acids.
AACUUAAAUGAUAUUUUUCUGUCAUCCCAUGCUGUUGUGUGAUGUUUGUUCCUUGUACACAUUCAAGUAAUAUCCAUUAUUGAAAAGUAAUGAACAACCACAAACAAACAAAGCGAAAUUAUUUUUUACCAAUGAUAGACAACUAGAAGAUCUAACCCCAAACGCGACAGUGUCAUUAGUUACAAGCUAAACAUAACGUUCAAGCUGCUUCAACGAUGUUUGAUUGUUGGGUAUUCUCUCAAUCGGAAUCUUCAAUUAUAACUUGCUAUAAAGUUGCGGAAUUGCAAUAUUCUGGAAGCUUUAAAUUUUGAUACGUAGUUCUACAUUGAACAGUUUAAUCAUAAAUGUAGGAAUGAGCAUAGGCAAUUCGUCUCUUCCGAUUCUAAUAUUAAUACAAUCCAUUUCUAAAAAAUAUUUCUAAAUUCCUGAAAACACACAUCAAGAAAUUGUCAUAAUUUUGGUUUCAAUCUUUAAUCUAUUGUAUCAUUAAGCUCUCCGAUGUCUUGUAUGUGACAAGAAGCACAUCUCACAGUUACAAGUGAAUCUGCAAAAAAGUAAAACUGAACAUUCUUAUGUAAAAACCAACAGAUUGAUUUCGUGAGAUCUCUUCGGUUUAAAGUUUUUAUCCUAGCGAAAAAUGCUUGUGUUUUACAUAUCAUUAUGAAUUAGCAUUUUUGAAAAUGAGUUUAGUGAUAUCGGCAAGUGGCUCAAACCGGUUUGUGUGGAUCAUUACUUUUGUUUGGUUAACCAACCACCAACAGGUAUGAACUGCCUCGAUAUAAGUAUUAUCAAUCAGUCGUACGACGACUUCGUACGCUACCUGAGGUCGGUUUCAAAGUUCGUUGGUUUUACUUUCGUCGCGAUAUGGAACCUUCUAGUUGGUUGAUUCUACUUUUCACACUCACGCUAGCAAGAGCAUUCCAUUUCCCCGACGAUCCUUUAAGCGAACGAUUACAUUUCACCAAAAAAGUGUCAUCUCAAAGUGAUGGCUAUCAUCGCCAGAAUCAUCCGCUCCACUUCCAAAAGACCAUCAAUGAGUGUACCACACCGACGAGAUUGCGUGGACGCUGCAUCUCCAUCUACGAAUGUGACAGCAUACUGGACUACUUCAAGCAGCGGAUUCUCACCUGGGAGGAACGUGAGUUUUUGCGCAAAUCGCAAUGCACUGGGGCCAUUAGCGGACGCCAGCCGUUUGUGUGCUGUCCCGGUAACGGGUCCAAACCGGUCGUAACAUCCGAGGCGAGUCCUGCUGAACAGGCUACCACCACUACAACGCAGGCACCGUCCAGCGCUGCUCAGCCCGAUCAGCUUGCCGGUGGACUGUUGCCAAAUCCGAAAAAGAAUGAAUGCGGUUUAAGCAUCGGUAUGAGAAUAUACGGUGGUGAAAAUGCCGAUAUCGAUGAGUUUCCCUGGUUGGCGUUGAUGCAGUACGAAAAUCGGAAAGGUGAACGAAAGUUCAGCUGCGGUGGUUCACUGAUUAACAAGCGAUAUGUACUAACUGCCGCCCACUGUGUAGUAGGUGAAGUUGAACGCAAGGAAGGGAAAUUCGUUGGAGUGCGGCUAGGUGAAUACAACACCAACACCGAAAUCGAUUGCGUCAUGGAGGAACAGGAGGAAAUCUGUGCCGAUCCGCCGAUCGAUGUCGCCGUCGAAUCGAGCCUCGUUUACCCGGACUAUGAGCAGAUGGGUCACGCACACGAUAUCGCCCUCGUGCGACUGGCAAGGUCGAUCGAGUAUACUGACUUCGUGCAACCGGUUUGUCUACCGUUGACCGACUUCCGGGCAUCGAAGACGGGCGAAGUUGUCUUUGUCACCGGGUUUGGUCGUACACUUAAAGGAAGUCGGAGCGUUAUCAAGCAGAAGCUGGGAAUUGCGGUGUACGAGCACGAUCGUUGCCGGGAGAAGUACGCGACGAAGAAAGAGGUGAUAACUUCAAACCAGAUCUGUGCCGGAGGCGAAUUUAUUAAGGACUCGUGCCACGGUGAUUCCGGUGGUCCACUGAUGAAGCUCCAGAAGGUUUGGUACUUGGAGGGGAUCGUUUCUUAUGGAAAUAAGUGCGGACUAGAAGACUGGCCCGGUGUUUACACGCACGUUCCCGCAUAUAUGGCUUGGGUGAGGAGUAACAUCAUGGCAUAAAGGUUUUGCUGUGGGAUAUUUGCUUCAGGAAUGAGAUCACGAACAACAAAAUAAUUAUAUUGGGAUUAUUGUUAUAGAGCUUAAGCUAGGUGUAGGAGAAAGGCAUAAACAAAUUAAUUAGCGUUACUAAACCAACUACCAGUGCCAGUGACAUUCUGAGUAAACAAUCUGGAUGACGACACAUGUGUAAUGACAUCUGUUAGAACAAUUCUUUUCAUAGUAAGUGAUCAGAAAUGAUCUAUUAAUGAAGCAGAAUACAUUGUUCCCCUCCAACACCUUUUUUUUACAUCGAUUAAUACUCCAUUCAAUAAAAUGGAUCCGUAGGUCAACACCAGAUAACUUUAGAUGAUAAAGUGCCUUCCGUUAAAAAAUAAUGUUAUCAAUUCCCAUUUGCCUUUUUAUAAACAUGACAAUAAAAAAUCAUUUGCAACAGUA